GCGAAGGAUAGACUAAGCUAAAUCGGGAAUUUUCCCCUGACACACGUGAGAGCCCAAGAAAGAGAAGACAAUAACGGAAUAAAACGUUAUUAAUCUUUGAUUUAAAGACAUUUUGACUCUGCCUGUUGAAAUAUUUAGUUUUCUACUCGUUUGCUGCUAGUUUAGUUAUUCCGCUGGGCACAAAACAAGUUUUGUGGCCAAAUUAUGGUUGGUGGCAAUAAACGCCUGCUUAUAUUGUCGAAGGAGGAUGCCUGUUGUUGGCUUCCGCUACUUUCCUGAUACCUCUUUCCUGCUUGCUUAGUCUUUUGAAAAUGUAUGGAAUAACGAAUAGUUCUGUUACAAAUCUGCAAUGAACGAAAGUCAUCAUUCGAGGAGAUCGAAUUGCGUGCACAUCUUUGGGUCUUAUAAUUUAUUUGGAACAGUACUCUGUGUGGUUUGGUGUCGCUACACUUUCUUUCGACUCUUGGGUACGUCGUUGGCGUAGAUAGCGCAGUGGUAAACAUUUUCUCCUCAAUUGGAACCUGUAUUAUACCAUACUUGGAUAACGUUUCUGAAGUUCCCACAAUAACAAAUAAACACCUUUUACCGCCGUGGAUUAUACAUAAAGAAACCCUGGAUAACACAAUAGUAGGAUAAACUGUUGUUUUCUGGAGAGGAGGAACGCAGAGUGUAAGAUGCGUCUAGAAGAAUGCUGUUUCUUGUAAAAUGGAAUUGAAUUUUUUUUUUGCAGUUGUGGUGGUUUGUUCAUUUUUUUCGAGUUUCAGCCAAGAACUCAAUCCCAAAGGCAGGAAUGUAUGCAAACUACCAGGGUCACCAGGCUUGGUAUGCUGCAGUGGGUGGGGGCAGCUAGGCAAUGAAUGUUUGACACCUCUUUGUGUAGGGAACUUUACCUGUAAGGAGAAUGAGGUGUGUGUCAGGCCCAAUGAAUGUCGCUGUCGCCAUGGAUAUUUCGGAGCCAGUUGUGAUACAAAGUGCCCAACCCAAUUCUGGGGCCCCGACUGCAAGGGCAAGUGCCAGUGCUUCCCCAACGGCCACUGUGACGACAUGACGGGCAAGUGCACGUGCAACCCCAACCGCUGGGGGCCCAACUGCCAGAAGCCCUGCCUCUGCCAGAAGGGCAAGUGUGACCAGGACACGGGCUCGUGCACAUGCCACCAUGGCUUCUGGGGCCCUCAGUGUGCUAACAACUGCUACUGCAGUCUCAACUCUGUGUGUGACCAGAACACAGGAAGGUGUAACUGUAGUCUAGGUUGGUCGGGGAGGAACUGUGCCAUCCAGUGUAACUGUAAUAACUCACCAUGCGAGCAGUUUACGAGUCGGUGCCAGUGCCAGGAGAGACAUUGGGGCCAACGGUGCGAGAGGUAUUGUCAGUGUGUCCAUGGGAAGUGCAACCAGGUGGACGGCUCGUGUACCUGUACCCCGGGGUACCGAGGGAAGUUCUGCAGGGAACCGUGUCCCGCUGGAUUCUAUGGACAGAACUGCAAGAACAGGUGUGGGCACUGUAAGGGGCAGCAGCCCUGUAAGAUAACUGAGGGCAGGUGUGUAACCUGUGAGAGGGGCUGGAACGGGACCAAGUGUGACCAGAUGUGCCUGUCAGGCUUCUUCGGAGAGAACUGCCGGGAUGUGUGUCCUCCGUGUAAAGACGGCCACUUCUGCAACCGCAUCGACGGAAAGUGCUCCCACUGCAACCCCGGUUGGAUCGGGGACAGGUGCGAGGUGCGUUGUCCCAACGGGACUUAUGGGGAUAACUGUGAGAAUGACUGCAGCCACUGUUUUAACGGCGUCUGUCACAUUGCCACCGGAGAGUGCCUGUGUGACCCAGGAUUUUACGGGACAUACUGCAACAUGACGUGUCAGAUGGGUCAGUAUGGAGUGAACUGUGCCCAGACCUGCACCUGUCACGACAACAACUGUAAUCCGGUGUCUGGGGCCUGCAACCUACAGCCUAACCAGAGGAUGGGUGUGAUCGCGGCGGGAACCCUGGUCUUCUUUCUGCUCAUUGUCCUCCUCUCACUCCUCUGCUGCUGCUGCCUCUGCAGAAAUAAACACCACCAGAAUCCUGACCAAGACAACUCUACCAACAGUAAAAAAGCCAGGCGGAUCCUGUGUGGACGAUUUAGCCGAAUCAGCACCAAACUCCCCCGGAUCCCACUGAGACGGCAGAAGCUGCCUAAAGUAGCCGUAGCCCACCACCCUGAGAACACAUUCAACUGCAGCUUCAUCGAGCCCCCCUCUGUAGCCGAGCUGCCCAGCCCCUCCUCCUGGUCCUCCCAGGAGUCCUUUGAUUCUUUCGAAGAGGAACCCAGUGAUGAUGGCCCUGUGUACUGUGUUCCCCAUGAAGAGUCGCUGAAUGAGAAUAAGGUGAAGGGCAGUCCCCCUCUUGCUGAGAUGCCAGCAGCAGCCUUCCACAGUGAGGAUGAUACAGGUGGGUAUACCUCCCUAAAAGACACCAGCGCCACCACCUACAAACCCCAGGAUGGGAGUGAAGCGCCCCUCAAGUCCUCAGACAGCGAGGGCUCCACCAGCAGUUCUGAGUCAGCCAUUGGGGCCCUUUAUGCCCGCAUUGCACACCUCUCCAAGAAUUCCAAGGAGGAAGAAGAUGGGGGCGACAGCAUGGUCACCAUCGAGGUCAAGGGUAAAAGGAAACCACCGUCCCCGGGGGGAAAGACCAGGACCAAACCACGCCCGCCGGACCCCUCCACCAAACCCAAGGUGUCGUGGAUCCAUGGGAACAACGGGGGUACCACUCUCCAGGUGGAGAAGCCGAACCAGGGGGACAAGGGGCUAACAUUUCCCAAGGUGAAGACAACCAGGAGCUCCAGCAACAGCUCAGCCAAGAGCGAAGAGAGGCAGAGGCUGAAGGAGAAUUCCAAGGAGAAGAGCAAGCGAGAGGAAAAGGGGACGGUGGUCAAUGGCUCCCCUAGCAAACACAAGGCCCACUGGGUGGGGAGGUCCAGAGAGAACAUGAACCACAUGGAGCACAUCAAUGGGGUGGUGCAAAACGCUCUAAAGAAGAUUGGCAACUUCCACAACUCCGAUAAGAAGGCAUCCGCUGUGGAGAUCGCCAAGGAGGCGCCCAAGAGCCCCAAAGUGAUCCACCCACACAUGAACUCAGAGGCCGCCACACUCCUGGCCGCACAGCUCAAGGAGAAGACUCAGAGCAUCACCCGGAACGAGGGCACAGGCCUGGUAAAGACCAACGGCCUGUCCACCCCGAUCCUCCGGGGCCGAGGAGACCGGGAAAAGCCCACCCCUCCGCAAAAGGCCAAACGGACCACCGCUCCCACACCAGGCCACCAGGGCUCCAACAAGCCUCUGCUGCCUACCACCACCAGCCUCCAGAAGAUGGUGGGUGUUGAGGACCCAGCUACCCCCGAGGUCGCCCCCAAGAGCCCGGAGAAGCAGGACUUGAACGGCUCUAGAGUGGUAGAGGGUUGUGGUGGUGCGGGGGACCCCACGCUAAAGAAGACCCCCAUCAAAAAGCCUCCCCGAAAGAAAGGCAAGGACGGGACUUUGGAUACUACUCUGGAAACUAAGACACCGACAAAGACAGCGAUUAUGCCACCGCAGAUCGUCAAAUAGAACGUUUUUUAAAUUGUUUCUCACAGACAGGACAAUGGUGACAAUGGUGAAGGAAUGACUUCUUCCAAAGGAGACAUGCAAAAGGACCUGGUGGUUGUUCAUCAAAGGAGUGUAUUAUUUUUGCGCGUGUGUGUGCUGUGUGUCCAGAAUCAGCGGAAAGUAAGUGGAACUUGUUUUUAAACUGUGGUUCUUCUCAUUGGUGUGGGAGUGGGUUUGUAAUCUAUUGAACUGUAUACCAUACUAGUAUUACAUUGACUGAUGUUGAAAGUAAAUUCAUGGACUCUUUUCAUAAACCUGCGAUGUAUCCGUUUUCCACUACAACGCCAAACAUAACUGGGGGAAGAGUGCUGACAGUGGCAAGCAAUCGUAUUUAAUUUCCUCCAUGUUUCUCCAAUGCUCACAACUAAGUAUUCAUGUAAGAAUCUCAUCAUUGUAUCAUUAUAAUUUAAAACCUUUUUUCCUCAAUAUUCUGUGUUAUGCAAUCGAAUUUAUGCAAUGUAAGUGAGGUGAAGUAAGGCUAAGUUGAACCAUGGUACUGAGAAUACAAGUACAAUAUUUUUCAGUUUGAUUUAAAUUAGCCAGUUACACUCCAUAACGGAGUUGUUGGCCUCUUUUUUUGUCCUUUUUUGUUGUUAAUAUGUUGCGUAAUACCGAAUACAAACCAUUUAAAUUUUUUAGUGUCUUCAGAGAGUACAUUCUUUCACAAUUUUGUCAGUCAUGGUUUGUUGGCAAACAAAUUAGCUUUUUGAACUCAAGCGAACUGUUAAGGAAGCAUUACGUUGUCAUUCUUCUCCUAACAGAGCUAUGGCCUCGAGACUGCAAUUCUUUUUUGUCCUCUCUAAUUGGUAUUGGUUUUUGGUCUGUAUCUCUAAGGCCACUGUGUUAGGUCCUGUUGUCCCCUUUGAGAGGACAUUCUGCCAUGUUUCAAUAUCAUCACAUGUGUGGGGGUGUCAUCUUCAUAAAAAACAAAUCUGGUUCAAAAUGGCUCUAUUACAAUUUCCAUCACAAUUAACACAUUUUAUUGUGUUAUCAUUUUUGUGAGUUUGAUAUUCAAAUAGUUUCUAAUAAGUAAAUAUCUCAGGAAUAGUUUGGUAAGUUUUCAGAGCAGUGUAAUACAUUUUCCACAUGAAAUAAGAGUAACUUUUGGAUAUGCUCUCUUUUUACAAGUAAAACCAGCAAAAAAAAAUGCUAAGCUAUUUUUUCCUUGUGCUUAUCGAAUAGCUAACUUGUGUAAAUGCCAUACUUUUAGGUUCUUUCCAAAUCCUUCCUUCAAUCUCACCCACAUACGGGGAAGCAACGCUCCGUAUCAAGAAGUAAUAAAGAACAUCCUUGCAUAAUGUUUCAUAAAGGGCAUGAAACAAUGGCUACAGUGCUAGAGGCGUGACUACAGGCUGUAUCACAACUGGCCGUGAUUGGGAGUCCCAUAGGGCGGUGCACAAUUGGCCCAGCUUCGUCCGGGUUUGUCCGGUGUAGGCAGUCAUUGUAAAUAAGAAUUUGUUCUUAACUGACUUGCCUAGUUAAAUAAAACAUUUAAAAAAUGUAAUGAUGGAUUAGUCAUCUGGUCUUAUCACAAUGUUGUCUAUUAAGGUUGAAGGCAUUGUGGAAGUUUCCCUAUAAAAAGGCAGUGAUCAUGGAUGAAGUCAGUCUGGUCAGACAAACAGCUUUUGGUUGUGAACUGAUACCUCCCUUUUCUGCUGCUCAGAUACAUUAGUGCAUUAUUAUUCUGUGGAAGGCCCUAAGUAGCUACAUCUUCUCUGAUUUAUAAAGGCAUGGUAUAGUGGAACAUUCGCUAUAGCAAGUAUUUCAAUUGCGAUAAUAAAUAGAAAAGCAAUAAAGAACAUCCUUGUCUUAAACCUCAAGAUAAUUUAAUACUUUCAGAAAAAUUACCAUUAUUUAUCAUUUCACAUGCAACGUUGUUGUGCAUGACUUUUCUGCUAUUUUGCCAAGAGAUUACACCACUAAUGUCUGAUGGUACCAUUCAUUAUUACUGGGAAAUAUUACGUAGCAGAAGAAAUACAACACAAACUGUUUGAUACUUCAGUCAUUAACUUCAUGUGGUUUAAUUCACUAUUGCAUGACUUAGUCUAGACAUGUUAUAUUGGUUUUAUGCCAAGUUUACUUUGUCCCAACUUGAAGUGUGGUAAAUUAGUUUAUCAAAGCCAGCUAAUUGGGGCGGCAGGUAGCCUAGUAGUUAGAGCAUGGGGCCAGUAACCGAAAGGUUGCUGGAUCAAAUCCCAGAGCUGACAAGGGAAAAAUAUGUUGUUCUGCCCCUGAACAAGGCAGUUAACCCACUGACUUGCCUAGUUAAAUAAAGGUAAAAAAAAUAUAUAUAUUUAAUUGAAGCUAAUUAUCUAAUUAUCACCCUAUCCUAGACCCAAAGGAAUCUAUUGUGUCUUACUGUAAUCAGUCUAAGACAUGGGAAAUAUGAUGAUGGGUGUGGUUUUGAGCAAAUGUACAUUUGUACAUUUACUCAACAAGCUUGUUCAAAUUCCACUCACGAGUAGAAUGUACAAUUGGAAGGCAACCAGCUGCAAUAGGAUAAGUUGACAUGGAAUUGUUUUAAUGGUCAUACCAUUUAGCUCAUUUAGCUAUUUGAUUUAGAAUUUUAGGUAUUUGUAUUUGAUGAAAUAUAGAAUUUGGCCUUUAGUACCAAAUCCCAUAGAAACGCAUUCAAUAACACAUUCAUAAAUGGAUUAAGGUUUUAUAGUGUCUGUCCUAUAUCUUUGAGAUGUAAGAAAGCUCAGGAAAUAUAUCAAAUGUAUAUUUUUUACACAUAUUUAACCCCUUUUUUUGGGUAGUCACACAACUACCUCCAUACUUCCAUUCAUUAAAAACUGGUACCGGUUACAUUCAGAUGAGUCCCGUGGGGGUUGUAGAGCAAAACGGAGAACCCCAUCGUGUUCGUAGAGCAAAACGGAGACCCCCAUCGUGUUCGUAGAGCAAAACGGAGACCCCAUCGUGUUCGUAGAGCAAAACGGAGACCCCCAUCGUGUUCGUAGAGCAAAACGGAGACCCCAUCGUGUUCGUAGAGCAAAACGGAGACCCCCAUCGUGUUCGUAGAGCAAAACGGAGACCCCCAUCGUGUUGGUAGAGCAAUACGGAGACCCCAUCAUGUUCUUGGGAGUCUCAUAUAUCCAUAGAGUGGACUCUACAGCAGUUUUCAUGAGAAUUCCGAUUUUCGGGAUGUCUCAUGGUCUGACAAACACCACUGUAGCCACCUGUAGCCACCUUCCACCACAGAAGAGGAAGGCCUUCAUAGGCGGAUGUGGUGGGCUGAGACGCAGCCCAUGCAAGAACGGAUAUCUCUAGCUUAAACUGAAGGAUCUUGAUGGGGAUUUGUUUUAUUGUGGUAAUUAGAUUGAAGCACCGGUGCGUCAAUAGACUCUAGGGGGAUAGCUACAGUAAUAUAGUUGUGUGUUUUUAUGCAUGUGAUAGUAACUACAUUGCAAGAGGAAGCUCACAGAACUAGAGCGUAUGGGAUAUGAAUAAAACAUAUUCAUACUAUAGUACAUAAGUGACAGUGGUUUAUGCUGUGGAUUCAAACUCACAUUUCACUUUCACAGUUUGAAAAGCUAUUUGAGUGCUUAUGAUUCCUACACAUUUGUUAUUGCUUGUUUCCAUUUUUUUUAAAUGUGGGUUUCAACGAUACAGCCAGUCUCCUCUUUUAUCAGUUAUUUUUUUCUACAUGUGAAAGUAUAAUUGUAUAUGUGUGUAAGCUGUGCUUAUAUAAAUUGUUUUGCUACUUUACUCUGUAUGUGUCAAUGAACUGGCUUUCAUGUUACGUUUGAUGUCUUUAAGUCAGGGUCUCUGCAGCCACAGUAUGAGUACUUCCUUGGCUUGUCAUUUCCCCUUUCUCUGUGGAUGUUGUUAGUUUAACACUAAACUUUAUGAAGCAGAGUGAAAUUAUAUGGAAACCUAUAGCCUUCUCUCUUUUAUCUUAUCAACUUUUCUUAAUCCUUUUGUCCUUAGGAAAUAUCAAAUAUCAAAACUUCAAAGUAUUGUACAGGACAUGUAUUAUUGUGUCACCACUGUUAUUAAGUAAAUGUAACUGAAACCAUACAAGUUGUGUGAUUAUAAAGUGCCAUUUUAAGCAAGCAGGAACCAAAUAUUUUUAUAUCUGACUGACUGGCCUUUGCCUGCUUUCACAGGCUACAGUACAUAUUUGUAAGCAGGGCCUCAACGCUGCAGAAACAUUAUCAGCGAUACGGUUGUAACUCGUCAUUCUGUUUGUCUGAUUAGAUUUUCAGUUGUUUGUCUUCAAAUGUUUUUUUUUUAAAUUAAUUUACUUUGAAAUAAAAGCGAUACAUGUAGUGGC
Oncorhynchus nerka (sockeye salmon) is the source of this 7897-nucleotide messenger RNA. Its product is annotated as scavenger receptor class F member 2-like. The coding region runs from base 706 to 3582 and encodes 958 amino acids. Lineage: Eukaryota; Metazoa; Chordata; Actinopteri; Salmoniformes; Salmonidae. Gene Ontology annotation, molecular function: scavenger receptor activity; protein binding. Gene Ontology annotation, cellular component: focal adhesion. The record is from RefSeq and is a predicted model, not a curated record. Gene Ontology annotation, biological process: heterophilic cell-cell adhesion. The transcript has 11 exons.